UCUCCAGUUCGACAUGCAGAGUAUUACUUUGAGGACGGGAACUUGGUCAUCCUGGUCGAGAACACCCUAUUCAGGCUGUUCCGCUCGACGUUCACGAGACAUUCUGUUGUAUUCAAGGACCUCUUCAGCCUUCCUACGGGCCCCAACUUGGGCCAGCCCAUAGAAGGCGACGACGACACGAACCCGCUCACCUUCUCCGGCAUCUCUGCGACCGACUUCGAACGCCUACUUUGGGUUCUCUAUCCUCCCGAUUUUAACACCCCAAAACCCACCUCCGCGGCCGAAUGGCACUCCAUCCUCUCCCUCGCAUCACGCUGGGAGCUCGCCUCCGUGCGCGCGCUCGCACUACGCCAGCUCCAAUCCCUCGCUCUGCCUGCAGUCGACCGUGUCCUCCUCGCGCGAGAGUUCGAUCUCGGCGGACGCUGGGCGCUCGCCGCGUACACCGCGCUCUGCGAGCGCCCGCAGCCGUUGUCGCUCGACGAGGCGGCACGGCUGGGGCUCGCGACCGCGACGCGCGUGGCACAGGUACGGGAGGAACUGCAG
Trametes versicolor FP-101664 SS1 is the source of this 543-nucleotide messenger RNA. RefSeq lists its product as uncharacterized. The record is from RefSeq and is a predicted model, not a curated record. The transcript has 3 exons. Lineage: Eukaryota; Fungi; Basidiomycota; Agaricomycetes; Polyporales; Polyporaceae. The annotation marks the transcript as partial. Gene Ontology annotation, molecular function: protein binding.